CAAAUUUAUCACUUCUCUAAAACUUUUGGGGACCAAAUUCCCAAAUCUUCUAAAUCCUAACUGCGGUCGUCCUUCUUCUUCACUCAUACUGUCCGAAGCUGUGCGGUUUGCGGUGGCGGCGCUGCUCAUCUUCAACGGCAAAAAGAUGGAAAUCAAGGCAGAUGGAAGUGAUGGAUCAUUGGUUUUAAUCAAGCAAGGAGCUGAGGCUAGGGUAUUUGAGUCAACAUUUGUGGGUAGUAGAAGGUGUAUUAUCAAGGAACGGUUUUCAAAGAAAUACAGGCAUCCGAUUUUGGACUCAAAGCUCACUCUUAAACGGUUGAAUGCGGAAGCAAGGUGCAUGACAAAAGCUAGACGGCUUGGUGUUGUCACUCCAGUGUUGUAUGCUGUUGACACUGUUAUGCACACUCUCACCUUUGAAUAUGUUGAAGGUCCUUCGGUGAAAGAUAUAUUGCUUGGCUUUGGACUAGUUGGAGUUGACGAAGAACGAAUGGCUGAUAUUACAACACAGAUUGGUAAUGCUAUUGGAAAACUACACGAUGGUGGCCUAGUCCAUGGCGAUUUGACAACAUCAAACAUGUUACUGAGGAGUUCUGCCAAUCAGCUGGUGCUGAUUGACUUUGGUCUAAGCUUUACUUCAACGCUUCCAGAAGAUAAAGCAGUUGAUUUAUAUGUACUGGAACGUGCUUUACUCUCUAUGCACUCUUCUUGUGGAAAUGUGAUGGACCGUAUACUUGCUGCAUAUAGGAAGUCCUCAAAGCAAUGGUCAUCAACCUUGAACAAGCUAGCGGAAGUGAGGCAAAGAGGAAGAAAGCGCACAAUGGUUGGUUGAGUUUCUGCAGUUCUGCACUCCACGUGGAGUGAUGACAUGGGGCAGGAGAAAGCUUAAGACUGCAAAGACCAAUCUGUAUUCUUGAUUAUUGUAGUGUGGGUGAUGCUACUCAUGUUAAUUGUUUGAAUUUGCCUUGUAUCUACUAUUAUCUGCAUUCUUAUUCAACCCGUAGAAGAAACUGCUGCCUUGGUAAUUGGAUUAUUUGUAGACGAAUCUCUGUUAAGGUUGAUCCAAACGACAACGUUUACACAUUUUACAACUCAUCAUGCAUGUUCUUCAAAUCCCAAUAGUUAUAAGCUACUAA
Messenger RNA from Solanum lycopersicum (tomato), 1133 nucleotides. Its product is annotated as probable serine/threonine-protein kinase BUD32 homolog. Gene Ontology annotation, molecular function: protein serine/threonine kinase activity; ATP binding. Gene Ontology annotation, cellular component: cytosol; nucleus; EKC/KEOPS complex. The record is from RefSeq and is marked validated. NCBI's taxonomy places the organism in Eukaryota, Viridiplantae, Streptophyta, Magnoliopsida, Solanales, Solanaceae. Gene Ontology annotation, biological process: protein phosphorylation.